Molecule: messenger RNA, 1974 nt
Organism: Halteromyces radiatus
Lineage: Eukaryota; Fungi; Mucoromycota; Mucoromycetes; Mucorales; Cunninghamellaceae
Product: hsp71-like protein
Exons: 5
Coding region: 43-1974 (643 amino acids)
Biological process (GO): protein refolding; cellular response to unfolded protein; vesicle-mediated transport
Cellular component (GO): cytosol; cytoplasm; nucleus
Molecular function (GO): misfolded protein binding; heat shock protein binding; ATP binding
Source: RefSeq, a predicted model, not a curated record
CUUUCUUUUUUCUUAUUACAAAAUAAAUAAUAAUAAAAAAUAAUGUCAAAAGCUGUUGGUAUUGAUUUAGGAACAACUUAUUCUUGUGUUGGUGUUUGGCAAAACGAUCGUGUAGAAAUCAUUGCAAACGAUCAAGGUAACCGAACUACUCCUUCUUUUGUGGCCUUUACAGACACUGAACGUCUUAUUGGUGAUGCUGCCAAGAAUCAAUCUGCUUUGAAUGCUGGUGGUACUGUUUAUGAUGCUAAACGUUUGAUUGGUCGCAAGUUUAAUGAUCCUGAAGUACAAGCUGAUAUGAAACAUUGGUCUUUCAAGGUGAUUGAUAAAGGUGGCAAACCUAUUAUUGAAGUUCCUUUUAAAGGUGAAAUCAAACAUUUUACACCUGAAGAAAUUUCUUCCAUGAUAUUGACCAAGAUGCGAGAAACUGCUGAAGCUUAUUUGGGCAACAAAGUUGAAAGCGCAGUCAUCACUGUACCUGCUUACUUUAAUGAUUCUCAACGUCAAGCUACAAAAGAUGCUGGUGCUAUUGCUGGUCUCAACGUAUUACGUAUCAUUAAUGAACCUACUGCUGCUGCUAUUGCUUAUGGUUUAGACAAGAAGACCAAUGGUGAACACAAUGUUUUAAUCUUUGAUCUUGGUGGUGGUACUUUUGAUGUUUCUCUUUUGACCAUUGAAGAAGGUAUUUUUGAAGUCAAGGCUACUGCUGGUGAUACUCAUUUGGGUGGUGAAGAUUUCGAUAAUCGUUUGGUCAAUCAUUUUAUUCAAGAAUUCAAACGUAAAUUCAAGAAAGAUAUGUCUGGAAAUGCUCGUUCUGUCCGUCGUCUUCGUACUGCUUGUGAACGUGCUAAACGUACUUUGUCUUCUUCUGCUCAAACUACUGUGGAAAUCGAUUCCUUAUUUGAAGGUAUUGACUUUUACACUUCCUUGACCAGAGCUCGUUUUGAAGAAUUGAAUCAAGAUCUUUUCCGUCAAACUAUGGAACCUGUUGAAAAAGUUUUACGUGAUGCCAAGAUUGAUAAAUCUUCUGUUCAUGAAUUGGUUCUUGUUGGUGGCUCUACUCGUAUCCCCAAGAUUCAAAAGUUAGUAUCUGACUUUUUCAAUGGCAAAGAACCCAACAAAUCUAUCAACCCUGAUGAAGCCGUUGCUUAUGGUGCUGCUGUACAAGCUGCUAUUUUGACUGGUGAUACUUCUGAAAAGACAGAUUCCUUAUUGUUAUUGGAUGUAGCUCCUUUAUCUUUGGGUAUUGAAACAGCUGGUGGUGUAAUGACUCCUUUGAUCAAACGUAACACUACUGUUCCUACCAAGAAAUCAGAAAUUUUCUCAACCUAUGCCGAUAAUCAACCUGGUGUAUUGAUUCAAGUAUAUGAAGGUGAACGUGCUCGUACAAAAGAUAACAAUAUUUUAGGUAAAUUUGAAUUAUCUGGUAUUCCUCCUGCUCCUCGUGGUGUACCCCAAAUUGAAGUGACAUUUGAUGUUGACGCCAAUGGUAUCUUGAACGUCAGUGCUUUGGACAAGACUACUGGUAAAUCAAACAAGAUCACAAUUACCAAUGAUAAAGGUCGUCUCUCCAAGGAAGAUAUUGAACGUAUGGUCAAUGAUGCUGAAAAAUACAAGGCAGAAGACGAAGCAGCAGCUGCUCGUAUUCAAGCUCGAAAUGCUGUCGAAUCUUAUGCUUAUAAUUUGCGCAAUACUCUACAAGAAGAAAAAGUCAAGGACAAAUUGGAACCUGCUGAUAAAGAAAAGUUGGAAAAGGCCAUCCACGAAACCAUCGAAUGGUUGGACAACUCUCAUGAAGCUAGUAAAGAUGAAUAUGAAGGUCGACAAAAAGAAUUGGAAGAAGUGGCCAAUCCUAUCAUGAUGAAACUUUAUCAAGGUCAAGGCGGUGGUCCAGGUGGUGCUCCAGGUGGUUUCCCUGGUGGUGCUCCUCCCGGUGCUAGUGGUGAAGAUGGACCAACUGUUGAAGAAGUCGAUUAA